Messenger RNA from Ictalurus furcatus (blue catfish), 7044 nucleotides. RefSeq names its product lipase, hormone-sensitive a (gene lipea). The coding region runs from base 2023 to 4062 and encodes 679 amino acids. Gene Ontology annotation, biological process: triglyceride catabolic process; cholesterol metabolic process. NCBI's taxonomy places the organism in Eukaryota, Metazoa, Chordata, Actinopteri, Siluriformes, Ictaluridae. Gene Ontology annotation, cellular component: cytosol. The record is from RefSeq and is a predicted model, not a curated record. The transcript is spliced from 11 exons. Gene Ontology annotation, molecular function: triacylglycerol lipase activity; sterol ester esterase activity.
ACUUCAACAGCGAUGGAUAUACCGUAACAUUAAUGACAUUUCUGUUUGCAUCGCCAGUUGUUAUUGUUGUUGUGGGAGUAGUGAAGUGACUAAACAUAAGGAGGAGCUCGUGGACUCUCUGGGAACUUUGGAAACCCAAUGGAAUGAAUUUUGGAAGCCAAUGUAUACACACUCACUGUCCACUUUAUUAGGAACACCUGUACACCUGCUCAUUUAUGCAGUUAUCUAAGCAGCCAAUCAUGUGUGCAAAAAAUCAUGGAUAAACAGGUCAAGAGCUUCAGUUAAGCAUCAUAAUGACGAAAAAGUCUGAUCUCUGUGACUUUAAUCAUGGCCUGGAUAUUGGUGCUAGAUGGGCUGAUUUGAGUAUGUCAGAAAAUGAAACCGAUCUCCUUGGUUUUUAAACACAACAGUCUGUAAAGUUUAUACAGAAUGGUUCGAAAAACAAAAAAACGUCUGGUGAGUGGAGUGUCUGCAGGCUGAAACACUCUGGGUGCAUCCCAAUCAGCUCUGUAGGUCAGUAGUCAGGGCACUGAUCACAGAUCAGGGAGUUGGCCAUUUUAAGGGCUGUCUCAUUCGCAGAAUCCUUCCAGUGCAUUGGUACCUUCACUGCUCCCUAAAAAAUCCCACAAUGCACUGCAAAACCCAGGAGGCAUCGAUGCUCACUAUUAUUCCCUUACUGGAAGUGACGUCAUGUUUUCUGAAACCUUUCAGCUCGAAACAAAAUGGCAGACGAACUCUCGGCUAACCUCGUCUACGAAUGUAAGCAGUGUGUUAACGUUGUUGUAGCUCUCAAAUGAUUACUUUUUACUUUUUUUAACUUUUUUUUUACUUUAUUUGACGUUCUAUAGCCUAUGGCUACAGUUUGUUUGAGUCUUUAACGACUUUAAUGAUUUGUUAAAAAUCCAGUAGCUAGCCUACGAUCCUGCUUGAAGUACUAAGAAACAGAAAUGCGCAUGAUCAAGCUAACAAAUGUAGAUCACAUAUAACGUCAGAAAGAUAUCGGUCCUGUCUGUUGUUAAUAAAUGUCAGUGGUGACGUUUUACAAUGCGACUCGUGUUGCUGGAAAUUGAGUCUUCAGUUUCCGAAUAUGUAGUGAGCCAGGGUCCUUACCAGUGCCUGACCUGGUAUACAUGAUAUACUUGGGAGCUGAUUGAGACGCACCCCUUGUUGAUGAGAGAGACAAGAGAGAGAUGACAGAAUGACCAGACUGGUUUAAGCUGACAGGAAGUCUAGAGGAACUCCAAUAUUUGAUUGAAUUGGAUAAGUUUAGUGCUAUAAUAGGUUGCCUAUUUAGUUGUGGUGUUACUGUUUUUCUAUUUUUUUCUCUUUUUUUUUAAUGUUUCGGUGUCUUUAAAAGCCCCUGAGAAACUUCAACACUGUCAAUAAGGCACUAGUCUCACAUGACUCGAACUCCCAGGGUGCUGCGCGGUAAACUUCUGACAGCACCGACGGGUUGUUUUCCUCUAAAUCAGCCUUUUCAUGUUUCAGGUCACUGUGGAAUCUACCUCGGUAUAUCGCGAUAAUAGUGUGAUUCAUUCCUUCACAGCGGUCAAAGUCCCAGCACGGGUUUCAUGUCAACAGCUUACACAGCCGCAGAACUUCUGUGUUAUUGAGUGUGUGUGUGUGUGUGUGAGAGAGAGAGAGAGAGAGAGAGAGAGAGAGAGAACGACAAAGACAACGACAACAGGUAAGCGGAGGAGACUCGAGGAGGUUCAGAUGUCUCCCUGUUGGAAAUAUCGUGCACUACACCGCGCGAGCUCUACUUUUUCACGGAAGUGUAGAAGCAUUUGAGCUCCAUAUAUCCGCCUUCCAUCUGUAGUGCUGGUUUUGUUUUUUGUUUUGGUUGUGACGCGAGUCUGUUGGACUUUGUAACAUUUUGAAAGCGUAAGUUUUGCGGAAGUUCUCGGCAGCUGCAGUGGUGUUGGGAGAUGAUGUGAAAGCUACACGUCAGGACUCGGCUUACCCGAGAAGGUCUUCACCUGGUCACACGGUCAGAGUCACCUUCCCCAACCAUACACUCUCAUGGAUCAUCACCAUGUAUUCAACACCCUGGAAACAGUGUGUGAGGAAGCCAUCUCUGCCAUCUCUAUGCAUUCAAGUUUGCUACAGAAUGAUGCCACCAGUCAGUUGCUGGCAACAAUGAGACGCAUUCAUGAACAUGGGCAAGCUCUCAAGGCCCUGGUCAGUGGCUUUGCCACAGUUUAUCACCAUUUUGAUUUUGACACAGACACCCCUGCAAAUGGCUACCGCACCUUAAUCAAGGUGGUCCUGUCCUGUGUACUCCACAUAAUCCAGAAGGGCCGCUACAUUUCCUCCAACUGCGGGGGGAUGUUUUUCCGUGUGGAGCACAAUACUGGUGAGAUGGAGGCGUACUGCAUGGCACUUUGUCAGCUGCGUGCUCUUCUCUACCUGGCACAGCAUUUACUCAACAACAACGAACAUGGGCAGCUCCACUCGCUGGAAGAUGAAGGUCUGAGCAGGAGGUUCGUCAGAGAGUACACAUCUAUGCACAAGGCCUGUUUCUAUGGGCGUUGCCUGGGCUUUCAGUUCUCUCCUUCUCUCAGGCCUUUCCUACAGACAGUGGUCAUCAGUAUGGUGUCAUUUGGAGAGAACUACAAGAAACAACAGACUAGUUUAGGAAGGGCAGCACUUUCUGUCAUUACUUCUGGGAAGUACGUGGUGGAUCCUGAGCUGAGGGGGGCGGAGUUUGAACGCAUCACUCAGAACCUGGAUAUGCAUUUCUGGAAAACCUUUUGGAACAUCACUGAGACAGAGCUGAUAUCAAGUUUAGCGAGCAUCAGGUCACAUGCUGUGCAGGUGAAUUGUACUCUAACAAUUCCAGGUGAGCCACUGAGUUUACCUCUAGCCUCAGACACAAGUCUCUUAGUCACAGUGACGCCUCCCAUUGCCCACUGGGGGCCGGGACCCGUUCAAGUACGCCUCAUCUCUCACAUACUCCGCCAGGGACAGGAUAGUGCUGAGUUGCUCUCGUUCACUCAGUCUGAGGGAUCUCAACUCUCUCUUCCUGUAGGCCUCAGGCCUCAAAGUGGCCCCCUCUCUCCAUGGCUCCUCAUCCACUUUCAUGGGGGUGGAUUUGUGGCUCAGACCUCUAAAUCUCAUGAAAGUUACCUAAAGAGCUGGUCAAAGGAUUUGAAUGUGCCCAUUCUAUCUGUGGAUUACUCACUGGCUCCUGAAGCCCCCUUUCCUCGGGCUCUGGAAGAAUGUUUCUAUGCUUACUGCUGGGCUCUAAAGAACUGUCAAUUACUGGGCUCGACAGCAGAACGUGUGUGUCUAGCAGGAGACAGUGCUGGUGGGAACCUAUGCAUCACUGUCUCUCUGAAGGCCAUGUCUCAUGGGGUAAGAAUCCCUGAUGGCAUCAUGGCUGCCUACCCAGCGACACUCCUGACAACUGAUGCCUCACCAUCACGGUUUCUCACGCUCAUUGACCCAGUGCUACCUCUUAGUGUGCUUUACAAGUGUAUCAAUGCAUACACUGGUAUGGAUAGUGUGUCUGUGCAGCCCAGGCAGCAGCUGGACAGUCUGAGCACUCUGGGACGGGACACUGCGCUUUUUCUUGAGAACAUCACACAAGGAGCUUCCAGCUGGCUGCAGUCGCUGCUUGACCGCACGUCUACCUCACCUGCGAGAUUAUCUGAUGGUUCUCAAAAUGCCGUGCCUCAUUCUGCUGACAUGCUGCACGGCCUGAUGGAAUUCCCAGAAGGCUUUGAACCUCUGCGCUCUGGGUGUCUGGCAGAGAUUCAUAUCCCCUGCACUCCUAUCAUGAAGAACCCAUUUGUAUCUCCUCUACUUGCACCUGACAGUCUCCUCAGAGGACUACCACCUGUACAUCUAGUGGCUUCAGCGUUGGAUGCUCUGUUGGAUGAUUCUGUGAUGUUUGCCAAAAAGCUGAAGAGCAUUGACCAACCGGUGACCUUGACUGUAGUGGAGGACAUCCCACAUGGCUUCCUCAGCCUAUCACAACUCUGCAAAGAGACUAAGGCUGCAUCAGACAUUUGUGUAGCACGAAUCAGAGAAGUCUUUGAGCAAGACAUACCACAAUAAAACUCUCUUAUCAAAUAAACCUAAUGAUCAUAGUACUAAUAAGCUGACAAAUCAGCGUUUUGAGAAGGAAAGAGGUUGAUGAGAAAAAAUGUAAAGAACUGUUGGGGGGGGGGGGGUAAUUUUAAACAUACCUCAAAAUGGCACACCUUCAUGUUGUAACUUGAAGUACCGUGGUUAUUAGCCUUAGCACUGUGAAAGUACUGCAAAAGAGAGACUGUGUUUUACUGUGCGAAUCUCAGAACAAGCUAACGUGUUUUACGUCUAUUUAUUUCUUAAUGUUCUACAAAUUCACAUGUGCCUCUUUGGUCAUUUCAAACAUUUUUGAACUUUGUGUUUUGCCAUCCCUGCUACCCAGAAAGCAUGGCCAAUUUUACUCCCUUGACACCCAGUCACGCAUGGCUGUGGUGGAUGCUUUUCUGUAAUUGAAUGUCAUUCACACCCUGAAAUACUUAAAUGAAAGAUGCCACCCCUCUCGUAUGGCCUUGCGAGCUAUAGUAUUUGUAAACAGUUCAUCCUGAGUGUAAAAAAAAAAUAAUAAUGUUACGUGGGCCUCAUGUAUCAAGCUGGAUAUGAACAGAUUUAUUUGUAAAUCUUUCAUACAAGCAUUUACACAAGAAAUUUGGUAUUCAUGAAAAUCCUUUAAAUUCAGAAAAAUGUUCCUACUCGUGUUCCUGAGUGUGUGUAAAUUUACACAUACCGUGCUGUGAAAAAGUAUUUCUUGAUUUCUUCUGUUUUUGUGUAUAUCUCAUACUAAUUUUUUCAGUAAUUAAAAUCUAAGAUAAAAUGGGGGAAUGGUGGCUUGGUGGCUUAGUGGUUAGCGCAUACGCCUCACACCUCCAGGGUUGAGGGCUCAAUUCUCACUGCACCCCUCUGUGUACUGGAACUUGCAUGCUCUACCCAUGCCUUGGGAGUCUCCUCCGGGCAUUCUGGCUUCCUCCCCCAGUCCAAAGAAAUGCAUUGUAGGCUGAUGGGAAUGUCCAAAAGUGUCCGUAGUGCAUGAAUGGGUGUGUGAAUGGGUGUGUGAAUGGGUGUGUGAAUGGGUGUGUGAAUGGGUGCGUGAAUGGGUGCGUGAAUGGGUGCGUGAAUGUGUGCGUGAUUGUGCCCUGCAAUGGAAAAGCGCUACAGAAAAUGGAUGGAUCUAAAAUAAAACAAAGGCAACCUGAGUAAACACAAAAUACAGUUUUUAAAUGAUAUUAUUUAUUGAAUCAAAAAAAGUUAUCCAAUACCAACUGGGCCUGUGUGAAAAUGUAUUUGCCCCCAUAGUUACUAAUUUCCGAAAUCUAUGAAACUGCAUUCAUAAUGGGGUUCAGCUGGACUAGACACAACCAGGCCUGAUUACUGCAAACCCUGUUCAAUCAAAUCAACACUUAAAUAAAACUUUUUCAACAGCAUGAAGUUGGUUAAAAGGUCUUAACCAGUAACACUGGCCAUAGUUGAAAUGCCAAAGUUGAAAGAAAUUCCAGAAAUGAUGAGGAAGAAGGUGACUGAAAUAUAUCAGUCUGGGAAGGGUUGCAAAGCUAUUUCAAGGCCUGUGGGACUCCAAAGGACAACAGUGAGAACCAUUAUCUCCAAAUGGAAAAACUUGGCACAGUAGUGAACCUUCUCAGAAGUGGACGACCUUCCAAAAUUCCUCCAUGAGCAACUACUCGUCCAGGAAGUCACAAAAGAGCCAAGGACAACAUCAAAGGACCUACAAGUCUCUCUUGCAUCAAUAAAGGUCACUGUUCAUGACUCAACUAUCAGAAAGACACUGGGCAAAAAUGGCAUCCAUGGAAGAGUGGCAAUGUGAAAACCACUGCAAACCCAGAAAAACAUUAAGACUCAUCUGAAUUUACUGAAACACACCUUGAUGAUCCUCAAAUUCGUUACAUCUGGCAUAAAUCAAACAGAAUUCCACAAAAAGAAUAUCAUACCUAAGGUCAAGCAUAGUGGUGGAAGUGUGAUGGUGUGGGGAUGCUUUGCUUCUUCAGGGCCUGGGCACCUUGCAGUAAUUGAGGGAAACAUUAAUUCUGCUCUCUACCAAAAAGUCCUAAAAGAGAAUGUCCGGUCUUCAAUCCGUAAAUUGAAACUCAAGUGCAACUGGAUUAUACAGCAAGACAAUGAUCCAAAGCAUAGGAGUAAGUCCUAGUCCUAGAAGUAACUGACAGACUAAUCUCCAGUUAUCAGAAGCGUUUGGUUGCAGUUAUUGCUGCUAAAGGUGGCACAACCGGAUUUGAAGUUUAAGGGGGCAAUUAGUUUUUCACAUUGGUGGUAGGUGUUGGAUAACUUUUUUUUUUCCUUCAAUAAAAAAUAAAAACUGUAUUGUGUUUACUCAGGUUAACUUUGUUUUAUGUUGUAUUUUUUUUACCUAAACAUUUACACACAAUUUUACUAAAUGAUAAAUGAGGCCCAAUGUUUUGUUUGUUUUUUUGUUUGGUUUUUAAUAGCAUUUUGCUAAUGUUCCCUGUUCAUAAAGUUAAUAUAGACUAAGUGGUGAUAAAAGAUGAAUUUAACUCCAUGUCUUUCAAGGCUAAACUGAUUUAAGACAUUGAAGUGUAAUGUGCAGUAUGUAAAUCUGAUAUUAACACUUUAACCUGGAGUGUAUCAGCUAAAAAAUGGACAAGGAUUUGUAGAGUUAAUCUCUUUACAUGGAUUUUCACAAAUGAACAGAUGUCUGAAUUAGAUAUAACUGACCAAAUUUGAAUGCAUGCACUUGAUGUUUUUAAUUGUUUUACAUGUGCAAAAAAUACAUCUGCAUACCCAAAGAGAUUAGGGUGCACCUGCUUUGGUAUGGCAGUAAUAAUGAAUUUGCUGUAUUGAACUACCUCUUAACAGGAUUAUAACAGCCACUUAUUUCUAAUCAGUUGGCAAUAAAUCUCUGGUAAUAUAAAGAGUGUUUAUAUUUCUUCACAUUUUUAAGGAUUGAGGACAACUUCAGUGUGUUUCAUGGUUUCAGGAAUGUUUCUUCCUAUCUCUCAUCUAAUAAAUAUCUUUUCAGACAUG